CAAACGAUUCUCAAACAAAUUUCCAUGGAAAAUCUUCAAUCCCGCAAGACUCUCUCCUCUCUCUAUCUCCUCCUCUUCCAUCUUCUCCAAUUCUCAUCUCUUUCACUUCUCUCAUCAUCUUACACUCUUCCAGACAAGUACUUCAUCAACUGUGGCUCUGACUCCAACUCCACACUCAACCGCCGAAACUUUGUCGGCGACGUCAACUCCACCUUCUCCUCCGCAGCCGGAGGCCAAACCAGCGCCGUCUCAACCACCAAUUCAUCAACAACAAUCGAAUUAUAUCGGACGGCUAGAAUCUUCAAAAACGCAUCUUCAUACGAGCUCGAAAUUUCCCAAAUCGGCACUUACACGGUACGCUUUCAUUUCUACGCUUUCAACAAUCUCUCCGACGCUCAAUUCAACGUUUCGGCUUCUGGGUUUUCGCUGCUAUCAAAUUUCACAUCAUUAAAAAACUCACCGGAAAUCAAGGAAUUCUUAUUCACCAUCGAAACAAGAAAAUUCACGAUCGAUUUCAAACCUUCUAAAAACUCAUCGUUUGCUUUUGUAAACGCACUCGAAGUUUUUCUCGUCCCAGACAAUUUCAUCGUAAAUUCCAUGAUUCGUGUUUCUUCUUCUGGAAGCAACAGUACUUACGACGGCUUGCUCUCUCGCGUUCUUCAUCCGGUUCAUCGGAUUAAUGUUGGAGGUGGCGCACUCUCACCGGAAAAUGACACACUGUGGAGGAAUUGGGUACCAGAUGAUGGGUUUCUAUAUUCAGUCAUCGCUGCGAAGAACAGCAGUUUCUAUAGCAAUAGGCCCAAUUAUCAGGAAGGAGGAGCUACUGAUUAUAUUGCUCCUGAUCUUGUUUAUAAGACUGCUAAAGAAAUGAAUAUAGAUCCUGGAAGGUUAUCCAAUUUUUUCAACAUAACAUGGAAUUUCAAUGUGAGUAAGAAUGUUCCACAUCUCGUUCGGGUUCAUUUUUGCGACAUAAUAAGCUCGUCCAAUGACAUUUUCAGGUUCAAUCUCUACGUGUUUGAUACGUUCAGUCAGAAAAUUGAUCCGUAUGAGGUUAUUCCCCAAUUGGCAGCUCCGUUUUACAAAGAUUUUGUGGUUGAUUCCGAUGAUUUUGGAUUUAUAAAUGUCAGCAUUGGCCCACGGCAGGAUUCAAAUAACCAAACUGCUUUUUUAAAUGGGCUAGAGAUCAUGGAGAUAAUAGGGGGAUUGAGUCCUGGUUUGAAAAAACUGUCGAAGACACAUCUUGUUUUUGUCAUAGUUGGUUCAGUUCUUGGAGGUGUGGCUUCUGUGUUUUUAUUUAUUGCGGUGUUUGUUGUUAGAUAUAAAUUCAGGAAAGCCAAACCUGUUGAGAAUUCGGAUUGGCAGACCAUUCCCUCUCCGGUUUGCAAUCUGAAUCUCGGGUUGAAGUUAUCUCUUUCUGAAAUUCAGUACGCAACUAAAAAUUUCAACUCCAAGUUGAUGAUAGGUGAGGGCGGGUUUGGAAAAGUUUAUAGAGGAACUCUUCGGAGCGGUGAAAAAGUUGCUGUCAAAAGAAGUCAGCCAGGGCACGGCCAGGGCCUUCCAGAAUUCCAGACAGAGAUCAAGGUCUUGUCAAAAAUUCGUCACCGCCAUCUUGUUUCCUUAAUUGGGUACUGUGAUGAAGAAUCCGAGAUGAUCCUUGUUUAUGAGUUCAUGCAAAAGGGUACUCUGAGGAGUCAUCUGUAUAAUUCAAAUGAGGAUUUGGAUAAAUCAUCUUCGGAGUCAAAAUUAUCAUGGAAUCGAAGACUUGAGAUAUGCAUUGGGACUGCCAAGGGUCUACACUAUCUUCACAGAGACCGAGGCAUAAUUCACCGCGAUGUCAAGUCAACAAACAUCUUGCUCGAUGAUGAUUAUGUCGCUAAAGUUGCUGAUUUUGGUUUAUCGAGAUUAGAAGCUCUCGAUCAAACCCAUGUCAGCACAGAAGUGAAGGGCAGUUUUGGGUAUCUUGAUCCCGAGUACUUCAAAUUCUUCCAAUUAACUCAAAAAUCCGAUGUGUACUCAUUUGGCGUGGUUCUGCUAGAAGUGCUAUGUGCAAGGCCGGCCAUUAACAAGAAGCUUCCAUGGGAGCAAGUGAGCUUGGCGGCAUGGGGCUUGUCUUGUCAAAAAAAAGGACUGCUCUGGAAAAUCGUUGAUCCAUUGAUCGCAGGGAAUAUUAGUCCCAAUUCGCUGAGAACGUUUGGGGAAAUUGUGGACAAGUGUUUGAAAGAGUACGGAGUUGAGAGGCCGAGCAUGGCUGAUGUUUUGUGGGACUUGGAAUAUGCACUGAAACUUCAACAGACUGCAACGCACAGAGAACCUCAUGAGGAUAGCACAACGGACGUAUCGUGGGUGUUGCCGGUGCCUAGUGUUCAUCGGUUACCUUCUGAUAGCAUGACAAUCGAUGAAGAUGGUGUGACCGUGGAUGAUUUUGGGAAUACAGGUGCGGAUACAGUUACAGAUACAUGUGCGUUCCAAGUAUUUUCGCAGUUGAGGAUUCACGAUGCCAGAUAGUUAUGUAGAAUUUUGAAAUUAGAUAGAUAAAUGUUAGUGGAUUAAAAAAUACUAAUGUUGUGUUUAGUUGGGAGAUUUGGGAAGGAAUUUAGAAAUAGAAAGGGAAAAUGUGUGUGAAACUAGGUGAAAUGUAAGUAUAUUUUAUUCAUAUUUCACUUAACUUUUCCUUUUUCAUUUCCAAAUCUCUCAUCAAAUCCCCCAACCAAACACAGCAUAAGAAGUGUAUUCGUCUCAUAAUUUGUAAUUUGGAUUAAAAAAUGCUAAGUAGUGUAUUCGUCUCAUAAUUUGUAAUUUUUACUAUUAGUCAGUUGUUUUUAUCUAUCAAUUGAAAUUAUGUCUA
This is a messenger RNA of Camellia sinensis, 2845 nucleotides long. Lineage: Eukaryota; Viridiplantae; Streptophyta; Magnoliopsida; Ericales; Theaceae. The record is from RefSeq and is a predicted model, not a curated record.